UGAGGGCCGGGCGGGCCCCGGCGGGCGGAGCGGGGCCGGGCGGGCGGAAGGCGGCGGAGCGAAGAUGGCAGAGCCGGAGGCGCAGCUGCUGAGGGCCGUGGGGCUGAUCGAAAAAGACACGAACGGAGAUGCUUUGUGGGUUUGGUGUUAUCCGUCCGUAACAGCUGAACUGAGGACUCUGUUGCUGCGAAAGUGCUGCCUUACAGAUGAAAACAAAUUGCUUCAUACGUUUGUAUUUGGCCAGUAUAAAAGGUCUUGGUUCUACAUCACAACGGUAGAAGUUCAAGAUUCUCCAGCCUUGAAGAAGGUGACCCACUUCUCCAUUGUCCUGACGGCCAAAGACUUCAACCCAGAGAAAUACGCAGCCUUCACCAGGAUCCUCUGUAGAAUCUACUUGAAGCAUGGAAGUCCAGUUAAAAUGAUGGAGAGUUACAUUGCAGUCCUUACAAAGGGCAUCUGCCAAAGUGAAGAGAAUGGAUCCUUCCUCAGCAAGGACUUUGAUGCUCGGAAGGCUUACCUUGCUGGCUCCAUCAAAGAUAUAGUGUCUCAGUUUGGAAUGGAAACAGUUAUUUUAUAUACUGCACUGAUGUUAAAGAAGAGAAUUGUAGUGUACCAUCCUAGAAUAGAAGCUAUCCAGGAAUUUACCAGGACUUUGCCUGCUUUAGUGUGGCAUCGACAGGACUGGUCAAUUCUUCAUUCAUAUGUGCAUCUAAAUGAGGAGGAACUGGAAGCCUUAAAAGCCUGUACAGGUUACAUCGCUGGAUUUACAGACUCUGAAGUGAGCAGUAGAUCUGACCUCUAUGAUGUGUAUGUGAAUUUGGCAGACACUGAGAUUACAGUAUCACCUGUAGUAAAAGAGGCAAUGACAAUGGGAAAACUUCACAAAGAAAUUGGACAACUAAUUGUUCAAUCUGCAGAAGAUCCAGAUAAAUCAGACAGCCAAGUCAUUAAGGACAUUUCUCUGAAGACAAAAGAAAUCUUGGCUACUUUAGCCUCACUUGCUGAAGUUUCUGAUGGCAAUGAAAAACCAACCCUUAAUGCUGAGGCCCUGAAACAAAAGCGAUUUCCACCAGCCACAGAGAACUUCCUUUUUCAUUUAGCAGCUGCUGAACAAAUGCUCAAAAUCUGAUUUUGAUGCACUGCAGUGUUAUGGACCAAUUCUGAAAAAGCUGUCUCUGCCAUCCAGAUAGGUAUACCUGGUAUUUUAUAUGAAAAACUAAAGGUAUGAGUCAAUGUCCUAGUUACCAUGAUGUAAUGCAGAAUAUUGGAGCUUGACUGGGAACAUAUGGAGACAUAUUUAGGAACGUUCCUGGUGUCAUUAUCCCCCCAACUCAAACUGUGUGCCUAUGGCUCCUGUAUUUCACACCACAAAGUGAGUGGAUAUACAAGUAGCACAGGCCAGAGUGUCCAGGCUGUGGCAGACAUCAGUGUAGUGGCUGUUUGUCCUGCACAUUCCAGAGGCUGGACAGCUCUGAUUUUUCUGCCUGGGGUCUGGAACAUGGCUGCAGCACACAUGCUGUGAACCCAGCACAGCUGGGAUGUGCUGAUCUCUGCACAGGGACACCCUGAACAUGCAGCUGCUCUGAGUGCUCCUUCUGGGCUUCCAGGGAUGUCAGCCUGUCAGAUGCUGCUCUUGCUCUAGAUUGCCUGAUACCUGGAAACCCCAAAUAAAUGGACAAGUUCUCUCUUUCUACUUGAAAGUGUCAAGGUGUGAAUAAAGAAUGUCUAGGAAAAUCUGAUGUGGUAGCCUUAGUAUGAAAAGGAAGGGAUAUUUUGAAGCUCAGUUGUGAGCUGAGCCCCUCUUUUGGACUCUUGCCUUAGAGGUUUUCCCCCUUUCACUCCAUCCCAAGCCUCUGAUGGAGGGAUAAAAUACAGGAUUGAGUGGGGCUUCCUGGGGGGUCAUGGACAAGUGCUGCCUUACAGCUGGAGUCAUUUAAGAAGUUGUUGGGGCUCUCAGCUCAGAAGAGACCUGGCCAUUCAUUCCUGAUCCAUGUGAGAAAAAGUUGGAGGAGUCAAAGCCUUAUGCAGCAGGAAUGCUCAGAUGGCCCGAGGCACAAGUAGAGCAGCAGCUUCUUGAAUGACUGGAGCUGUACCACAGGUACUGUCUGAUGGUGCUCUGUGUAAAAUCUAGAUGGAAACUUCUGAAGUCGUAGUGAAAACUGGGAAAGAGUUUAGAGAAAAUUAAAAUUUGCCUACUUGUUUGGUUGCACAACCAUAACUCAAGAUUGCAUUUUUGUUUUGUUUUUUUUUUUUUUUUUUUACUGAGCAGCCUGAAACUAACUGCUUUACAAUCUGAGAAGAAUUUAGAGUCUGUAAGGAAAUGCUCUGAGCCAAACAAUCUGUGUUUCUUCCAAAAUGUCCACAAUAAAUCAGUCAAUUCUGCAGUAGCACUUUGUUAUAAGAAAAAAUAACCUUUUUCCUGGCCUUUGUACAGAUAGGCUGUAGCAUGUGGUUUUGCAUAGAGAUUUUAUACUUAUUAUUAAAACUUUAGUAACCAAUAUUUAUAUUGUUAAAUAAUUGGAUGUUUGCUAUUCUGAAACUGGUAGAGCUCAUCAAUAACUAUGUGCAAGCAAUAUUGGUUGGAAAAAGAGUUGUCUUUUUGCUAUGUAUGAUACCUUAAGGAAAUGUAUUUUAGAAUGUGAUUGAGGAAUGUGGCAUCUGUGUAUACAAUGGGUGGUUAUUACAGUCAGGAAAUGAAAGUGCUUCAGAACAAUCCCCUAUUUUCAGGGGUGUAAAAUUCUGCUUUAAACACUUAGUCUGAAGUUUAAAUUCUGAACACAGUAGCAUGUAAUUUUUUCUUUCACUUCUGAGAAAAAUACUGCAACUGCCUUUGUUUACCUGUAAGUGUUCUACAGCUGUUUUUCCCAUUUGCCCAUUAAUGGUUUUUGUUAAUGGUUCUUUAAUAUUGCUGCUUCUGGUUUGGGAUCUAUAAAACAGUUGGAUUGGAAGAAUUGCAAAACUAUGCUGGAAAUUCUAUUCAGGACCUACUUUAAAGUCCACUGAAAAGGAAUUCUUUCACCAAGGAAAAUCUGAAUCUGCUUCAGCCAGCUGACUUAACAGCACAGUGUAAUUGAGAAGAAAUUCCCAUCAUUUCUUAUUAACAAACUGCCUUAAGGCAUAUCUAGAGACAACCACACAAAGCAGAGGAGCUCAAUUGCAAACUGAACCUUGAAUGCCUGUUUUGAUUUCUGUUCUGGAAAUGUUUCAGUUGAAAAUCUCAGUGUUGUAUUAGAUCUCCUGACAUUUGUGCAACACAAAUGGAACACAAUUUUGCACUUAAGGAACUGGACUCAUAGCAUGCUUAUGCCUAUUAAAAAAUUCCUGAAUCAGUCUACCCUUUAAUUUAUGUAAAUUUAUUCUUGCAUAGUUGUGACCAUGGUGUCACAGGCUUUAGCUCUUGGUUUUGCAAUACUGGGAUUGAGCUAUGAUUUGGUCUUCAGGUUGGAAAUGUUCAAACACUUCUGUCAUUGCUGAUUUUAUCAUCAGCACUGUGCAAGAUCUACUGGCCUCCCUCAGCUUCAGUGCAUUCAAAGAUUGUCUUAAUGUUCUUGCAUUGUCUCAAUGACUUUUGACACUGCUUCUUUUCAAAAAUGUUUAAAAUAAAAUAGAAAAAUUUGCAAGGUCAGGACAGGAAAA
Catharus ustulatus (Swainson's thrush) is the source of this 3636-nucleotide messenger RNA. It is a transcript of the gene DENND10, whose product is annotated as DENN domain containing 10. The transcript has 9 exons. Bases 65 to 1129 code for a protein of 354 amino acids. The record is from RefSeq and is a predicted model, not a curated record. Lineage: Eukaryota; Metazoa; Chordata; Aves; Passeriformes; Turdidae. Gene Ontology annotation, biological process: regulation of early endosome to late endosome transport; protein transport. Gene Ontology annotation, molecular function: small GTPase binding; guanyl-nucleotide exchange factor activity. Gene Ontology annotation, cellular component: late endosome.